GACCGCGAUCGCGCAUCAUGCGCUUGCAUCUUGGAGAGCUCCUUGAUGAGAUUGGCGAGGGAGGGAUGGAGACAGCGGCCCUCUUCCGCGAGCACAGCAAGGACCUCAACGAGCUCAAGGUGACCCCGCGCUCGUACGUGUACGUCCCUGUGGGCAGCGUCCUCACGCUGCCGCUGCUGCCAUGGACCUUCCGCGGGUUCUCGAUCGCGGUGUGGGUCCAGCUCCCGCCGCCGCCACCCGUCGAGGUCGGCCCGAAGCGCAUCCGCCUCUUCAAGUUCUACAGCACGAGCAAGAAGAUGGGCGUCGAGUGCACGCUCGCGCCGCUCAACGACGACUGCACGCGCGUCUCGCUCAGCGUCGCGUCGGCCACGAACGAGAAGGGCUGGCGCCACGUGAGCUCGCAGUUCGUCUGGGACGCGCAGCAGUGGCACCUCGUCGUCGUGACGCACAAGCAGCACUACCUCAAGCGCAGCCACGUCGAGUGCUAUGUCAACACGACGCGCGUCAUGAGCGAAGACCUCUCGUACCCGACGCCGACGGGCCCCAUGUCCCAGUGCCUCAUCGGCGGCGUCGACCCCGGCGGUGCCACGGCGCCGUUCCAGCUCUCGGGCAUGACCAUGUACGAGGACGAGCUCCGACCUGAUAUGAUGGCGGCCCUCCACCGGCACGGACCGUCCCAUACGUGCUUGCGGCGCCUCUUCUUGGGCGUCAAUCCGUUCCAGAACACGUUCCUUGAUACGAAGUCGCUCGCAAAGGUAUCGACGCACGAGAAGACGCUCACGAGUGAGAUGAGCAUGCACCUCAAGAUCGUCUUUUCGUUCAGCGCGCACGACGUCAUCGAGGACGACGAAGGACGUGACCGACCGAGCCUCGGACCCGUGCUCUGCACGCAGUGGAGCUGCGAAGGCGACCGCGACAGAAAGGGCCGCUGGACGCGCUUCAAGGCCGAGGGCGACCACGCGUUGUCGCAGCAAACCCACGUCGUCUUGAGCCCUGGCGUCUUUACGCUCUCGCAUCCCGACCGGGCCGACGUCUGGUUCCGCACGGGUGGCAUUCCUUCGGUGCUCUUGUUGCUGCACGUCAUGUUGUCUCGACCAAGCGCCGAGAUGCCCAUCACGCUCGGGUAUGGCCUCAGUCUGCUCCAAGGUCUCCUGCGCAACUCGAUUGCCCAUCAAGAAGAGAUGCUGCAUCAAUAUGGCUUUCACUUGCUCAGUCAUGUGCUGCGGUCACAUGGCGGCGACAACGAAGAACUCUUGAGCGCGAGCAACGCGACGGCGUGCGUCGAGCUCGUCGUUGCCAACUACUUGGAUCUGCACUCGGGCGACCCGGACCCGAUCCCGCUCUUCGUCGUCGGCGUCCAAGCGCUUUUGCUGGACUUUGAUUUGUGGAGCACGGCCACGUUCAAGACGCAGUCCAUCUUGCUGCAGCAGCUCGUGGGUCUGCUCAAGACCGUCUCGUGCCUGCACCGGAUCGUCUCGACGCAGCUCAUCGUGGACAUUCUUCGGCGGCACUACCUCAAGGCCGCGCUCGCCAAGCGCAAGACCAAGGACCCGACGUGGGUCGACGAGUGCGUGCGGUCGCUCGUCACGUUCUUGGAAGCGACGCUCGCGCCCGACGACGUGGCGCCCGACGCGUCCCUUCGCAUCUUUGUCGUCGGCGACGCUGUCUUGCAGUCGCCGUCUGGCUCGAUCGCCGCCGACACUGCGCUUGAGAGCGUCCUUUUGCCCAUCGCUUUGGUCCGCAACGUGCGGACGGCGACACGCUUCCUCCUCGUCUGUCCCGACGCGCUCCUGAGCCGCGCGAUCCUAACGAGCCUAUCGAGCCGCGCAGUGUGCGACCCGCCCAUGUACAUUGCGCUCCUCGGCGCCAACGCGCUGGACUGCAUUUUGUAUCUCUUGCAGCCCAAGCACGCUCUUGCAACGCGACUGAGCGCGCUCCGGCUCUUUGUGCUCCUCUACGAGUGGCUCGAGUCGAGUGACGGGCGCGGCGUCGUCUCGUCGCUCGAGCGGCAUCUGCAACUCGACUUGGUCGACGACAGCACCGCGUCGCUCUUCCAGGAGCUACUGUUUGACGCAUCCUUCUUCAUGGGUCUUCGCCACACCGUCGCCAUGAACGAUCCGUCGAUGACCGGCCGCGACGCCAACGCCUUUGCCGAGGCUCCCACGAAAGGCAUGACGGCCUCGUCGUCGCGCCUCGUGCUCUCAUACGACGACCGCCUCGUGGCGCUGCGAGCGAUGGCGCUGCGCUCGAUCCAAGAAGUCUCCCACGCGACGCCCAACAUGCCCAACGUCUUUGCGGACGGUCUCAUGACGCUCAUGACGCUGCCGCUCCGCGGUACCCUUCCGUUCAUUGCGUGUCUCUUUAAACACGUGCCGAGCAUUUCGACGUCGUGCCGCGAGCGUAUCCUCAUGGAGAUUAGCGUCUAUGUCAAGACCGACAUGGCAACGCAGAAGCAGCUGCUCAGUCUUCCGUGGGUCGAGUGGUUCACAGACCUCCUCGCGUCGUGCUGCAUUGGACCCGAGCCCCAAGAGACGGGCGAGGACCUCGUGUUUGACACGAUCGUCACGCUUCUGUGUGCCGCCAUGUACGCGCCGCAGGGCUGGACCGCGAUGGCGCAUUUUCUCUCGCUCGUGCGCGCGCCGCCGCCGGCCGACGGGAACGAUCGAGGCGCCAACCCGUUUCGCGCGGCCAACGUCUUCGUGUGGUCGCGCCGGCUCCUCGGGCUCGUCCUCGUGCGGCUUGUCCGCAGCAAGACGAUUCUCUCGCGUGCGCUCGCCGAAAACGUCCACCACCUUGUCAUUCUGGCCUACUACUUGCUUCUCGGAGUGCCCGACGACGCAACGCACGUGACGCUCCUCCUCUCGAGUGUGCUGGACGUUGUCGACAUGCUUCUCGAGAGCACGAAUAAGAAGCACCGCGCGGGUUUGGUGCCGGCGCUUCGACUCUGUCGCGCGGUGUUGCCGCUGCGUGCCUGCGCGCCCGUCCUUGUGCGCCUCGUUCAGAGCCUCGAGGCUGCCCUUCAGCAAGAAGUCGGGCAGCGCAUUCCGAUCGAUGAAAACGUCCCGACGCACGAGAUGUUAGUCCGCGUGCUGUGCAGCCUCGCGCUCGGCUUGGCCGGACAACCGUCGACGGACGACCAAAAUCUUCUCGGGGAUCUCACACUCAAGAUCGCUACGAGUGGCGAGUUUGCGAUUGCACUAUCCAAAGGGCGCGUCUCGAUUGAGAUGCUGAGCGCGCUGCCGGCCCCGACCGCGGCGCGCCUCGUUUUGGAUACGCUCGUGCCCCACGGAAGGGAGGAUACGCUGCACCCGAGCGAGAUGGCCGACUUAGCAUUGACGCGGCAAACACUCUUUCCCGGCCUCGUCGCCGGCGAAGAGACGCCGCCGGACACCGACGCGGAGAAGCGCAAGGUCGUUCUCGCGGCGUCCCAAGUCGAAGAGGCGCGCAUGAUGGAGGUACUGAAAGAAAUUUCCAAGAAGGAGCAGGAGCGCAUGCUCACCGAAGACGCCCGUGUCCAGCUGCGCGCGCAGUGGACGGAUGACUGCUGGAAGCAGGUCGAGACCAAGCUUCGGUCGGAGCUAAGCCGUGUACGCGGCGCCGAAUACGAGCUCUCGCGCCACGAGACACCACAGCGCCGCCGGGUGCGACUGGAUGUGUACCUCAAGCCGACAUCGCAUUUGCUCUUGCAAGCCAAGGCGCCGGCGCCCAUUUCUCGCGACGAUCUAUUGCAAAAGGUCGGACGCGUCAUUGCGCAGCAGCCAAAACCUGCCAUCGAGGACGACGUGGUCGACGAAGAGGCGAUCCAGAACAACAUUCGGAGCCGUCGAGGCACCAUUGGACGUGGCGCCGACUCGGACGAUGAAGAAGACGAUGACGAAGACGACGAAAGAACCGUCGUCGACGAGGAAGAGGAAGAAGCGGCAACCGGCGGCUUGGCACCAGACGACGCCACCCGCGUCCCUCUCGAAGCCAUCAAACUGCCGACAAUCGAAGCGGCCAAGAGCUUGCAUCCAUCCGGUGGCAUUGGUCUGGUGCCGGACGAUCGCAUCUACCUCCAGCCGUUGUGCCGCAAAGUUGUGCCCGAGGGCUUUGUGCUCGGGACCUUUUACGUCUGUGACAACGCGGCGGUGUUUACGCCGCAGGUGCCGCACGUGCGACCGGGUGCCGACGCCGAGUGGGCCGUCGGUCUGCAUCGAAGCCACCGCUGGAAGCUCAAGGACGUUGUCGCUGUCUACUUGCGUCGGUACCGUCUGCGCGAAUCUGCGCUCGAGCUCUUCUUGCGCGACGGCUCGACGCACUUUAUCGACUUUCACAUGGACGGCGCGAACGCGGCACUGACGACAAGCAUCCGCAACGACACGAUCCGGACGCUCCUCGCACUCGUGCCCAACGCCGCGAUCAAGCAGUGGCCAGGCUUUCCUGUCUCGCGCAUGCUGGGCCGCCUCACGCGCGAGUGGCAAGCGCGCAGCCUCAGCAACUACGAGUACCUCAUGGCGCUCAACACGCUCGCGGGCCGGACAUUCAACGACUUGACGCAAUACCCCGUUUUUCCGUGGGUCCUCUCCAACUACACGGCCGAGCACUUGGACUUGAGCGACCCGACCAACUUUCGCGACCUCUCGAAACCCAUGGGCGCCCUCAACGAGGAGCGGCUGCACGAGUACUGGGAGCGCUACCACAGCUUUGACGACCCCGUCAUCCCCAAGUUUCUCUACGGUUCGCACUACUCGACGGCGGCCGGCGUCGUGCUUUACUUCCUCGUGCGCCUCCAGCCGUUUGCGUCGCUGCACCAAGUGAUGCAAGGCGGCGUGUUUGAUCUCCCAGACCGUCUUUUCAACUCGGUCUCGGACGUCUGGGACAUGUGCAACUCGAGCAUGUCGGAAGUGAAGGAACUGACGCCCGAGUGGUUCAGCACGUCGGCGUUUCUCAAAAACUUGAACGCCUUUGACCUUGGCGCGCGCCAGGACGGCAAGCCGAUUGGCGACGUCGAGCUGCCGCCGUGGGCGAACGACGACCCCGAGGCCUUUGUGCGCCUGCACCGCGCGGCGCUUGAGAGCGAGUUUGUCUCGGCGCAUUUGCACGAGUGGAUCGACCUCAUCUUUGGCUUCAAGCAGCGCGGCGACGACGCGCUCGCAGCCAACAAUGUGUUUUACUACCUCACGUACUAUGGCCUCGUGGACCUCGACGCGAUCGAGGACCCAAUGCUGCGCACGGCGAUGGAGCAGCAGAUUGCGCAUUUUGGGCAGUGCCCGCGCCAGCUUUUCUCGAAAGGGCACCCACCCCGCGGGCCCGCGACAAGUGCCUCCGCCACCGUCCCUCGUCCGCUCGCCGUGGCGUAUCAGUCGCCAGUCAGGUCGCAGUCGUCGGUACUAUCGCGGUCGCUCGGCGGCGACACUGCGAUUCGCGCCAUCAAGAUCUUGUCGGACCGUGUCCUUGCCGUCAACGAUCUCGGCGUCAUUGAGCUUCACCACUGGAAGCUCCAUGCCAAAGCGCCGGCCUCGGCGGGCCGCAAGUCGGACGAGCUCCUAAAGGACGACGACGUCAGUAGCAACGAGUGGAAGCUCUCGACGGACCGGGAUCUCUCGCCGUUCGACGUCGUGCCGCGGCUCCCGAUCUUUGCAUCGGGCGCGCGGCUGCCGGUCGCCAUCUCGGAGCACGGGCGUGUGUUUGCGACGGGCGGCGCGUCGACGGGAUCGAUCCACCUCCGACUUGUGGACCUCGCCAACGGCCACAUCUUGGCCAAAGCCAGUGUCGAUGGCCACGCCGACGUUGUCACGUGCCUUGACAUGGACACGCUCGGUCAAGACGAGUUUCUUCUCUCGGGCGCCAAGGACUGCUCGGUGCUCUUGUGGCAGUUUUCCAACAUGAACAGUCCGUUCCGACUGCCACGUAUCUCGUCGAGUCCGCUCAUGGUGUAUCGAGGGCACGACGCGCCGCUCAGCGCGUGCCACCUCAACGCGCGCCUCGGUAUCGUCGCGUCAGCGUCGGCGUCCACGUGUCUCGUGCACAACGUGCAUACGGGCCACGUCCUCUUUCGUGCGCCCGCCGUCGACGACGCGACGUUCGAGCAGCUUGCUUCGUCGCAGCGCGGUUUUGUCGUCACCCGCAGCACCCGGCGGCACGGCACGGGCAGUGUGCUGGCCAUCUUCACGAUCGCAGGGACGUGCGUUCGCGUCCACGACGUCGAGCCCUGCAGUAGCAUCAUCGUCUCGCCGGACGGCGGCCUUGUGCUCGCGCACCUCGAGUUUGCCGUGCGCGUCUACCGUCUCGACGACCUAGCGAUUCUGCACGAGUACAAGACAUCGACCGAGUUGCCGGCCGCCAUCACGUGUGGCGCCGUCGGCCCGUCCGAAGCCAUCAUGCUCGCGGUCACUGGCCACGCGGACGGGAGCCUUGUGUGGCACCGACUGCCGGACGCCGACGGCCGCGUCUCGGUGCUCGGGUCGGUCGGGCGCUUCCUCAACAUCAACUCGCGCCUCAAGGUUGUCAAAGGCACGGUGCAGCAGGCGCAGACGCUGGCCAUGACGACGAUGGACAAUGCGCGCGCUGUGACCAACACGGCCAAGGACAUUGCGGGCGAGGCCAAGACGCUCAUGCAGAGCAUCUUUGGGCUUCUAAAGUCGGGUUAAUGCAAUUCCUU
Saprolegnia parasitica CBS 223.65 is the source of this 6640-nucleotide messenger RNA. RefSeq lists its product as hypothetical. The transcript is spliced from 7 exons. NCBI's taxonomy places the organism in Eukaryota, Oomycota, Saprolegniomycetes, Saprolegniales, Saprolegniaceae. The coding region runs from base 18 to 6629 and encodes 2203 amino acids. Gene Ontology annotation, molecular function: protein binding. The record is from RefSeq and is a predicted model, not a curated record.